Hypomesus transpacificus is the source of this 1754-nucleotide messenger RNA. It is a transcript of the gene mnd1, whose product is annotated as meiotic nuclear divisions 1 homolog (S. cerevisiae). The record is from RefSeq and is a predicted model, not a curated record. Gene Ontology annotation, biological process: reciprocal meiotic recombination. The coding region runs from base 123 to 740 and encodes 205 amino acids. NCBI's taxonomy places the organism in Eukaryota, Metazoa, Chordata, Actinopteri, Osmeriformes, Osmeridae. Gene Ontology annotation, cellular component: nucleus. The transcript is spliced from 8 exons. Gene Ontology annotation, molecular function: double-stranded DNA binding.
CUGAUGACAGGUCUUUUACCGCGGGAACUUUGUCUUGUUUUCGCGUCCUUUGCUUAUAUAAGACUUAAAUAACAGUCGAAAAUAUAUUAGCCAGUUAAAGUGUUACACCUAACGAGUUGGAAAUGUCAAAAAAAAAAGGUUUGAGUUUGGAGGAGAAGAGGACACGAAUGAUGGAGAUUUUCUUCGAAACGAAAGACGUGUUUCAGCUGAAAGACAUCGAGAAAAUCGCCCCCAAGACAAAAGGAAUAACCCCCAUGUCAGUGAAGGAUGUGCUGCAGAGCCUGGUGGAUGACAACAUGGUUGACAGUGAGAGGGUAGGAACUUCCAACUACUACUGGGCGUUUCCCAGUAAGGCACUGAACACACGCAAGCGCCGCCUGGACGAGCUGGACAAACAGCAUUCUGAGGCCAAGACACGCAGAGAGACUCUCCAGCAAGCUGGGGAGAAAGCCAAAAUAGGACGACAGGAGACAGAGGAGCGGGCUGCUCUGCUGAAGCAGCUGCAGGAGUUGAGGCAGGAGCACGCCCAGCUGAAGGCUGAACUGGACAAGUACCGAGAGUGUGACCCGGAAGUGAUCGAGGAGCUGAAGAAGUCCAACGUCACUGCGAAGGAGGCCGUCUCCAGGUGGACAGAUAAUGUAUUUGCCAUCAAGUCCUGGGCCAAGAGAAAGUUUAGUUUUGAUGACAGCCGAAUCGACAAAGCCUUCGGGAUUCCUGAGGACUUUGACUACAUGGACUAACAACUACCAUCUCUUUAUCUGUGUAUGGUUCAAUCCCCAAUGCACACCAUUAACUCUUAAAGCAUUGUUCUAGUUUGAACAGUUGUGUCAUCCACUCAAGCUGUAAUGAAAAGUUUAUGAUUUUCAGCCAAUCAGCGGCCAGGCCCUUCGUCUGGCAAGGUUUUACUUUCUGUGUGUAGUGCUUGGCUUGGGAGUCAUUUGGAGCUAGGCUCUCACAGGUGUAAAUGCUGCUGGUGUGACACUGGAGAAGGCGCUGUGCUAACCUCUGACCCCAGCGGGGGGCUCUUUGAAAGGAGUGCAUGGACUGCCUGACUUUUGGGACACCUGUUUAUGUGAAAACCGAGAGGCCAGAGUUGUUGACGGAAACAAGCUAUGGUGUGUGUGUGUCUUAGUGUGUGUGCGUGUGUAUGUGUGAAAGCCAGGGUGCCCACACACAAACACCCAUACACACAAGUAAGCAAACAAACACACGCAGACACACACAAACACCCACAUUCACACUUAUUGGCACACUCAAGCACACAAGAUGCUUAUUCACGUUCUCUCAUUGGAACACAUGACACACUCAACAUUUGUAAAGGGCACAUCAAACAGCAGUGCAAUUUCCAAUUUUAGAACAAUAACUUCAAUAUGAAUUAAUUAAUUGAUCUACUUAAGCUUAUCCAUAUGCUAAUGACAAUACUAAUUAUUAUAUUUUGCCUAUUCCUUUGUACCUACAGCCAGAGAAAAGGCUCUAGGGCAGGUUACGUCUCUCUGUAGCACCUGGGCCGGCCAGCCUUGUUUGAUGUAUGAAUCCGUAUACGACCUCCGAAGCAACAAGAGGUACUCUGGGAUUGAUAAUGAAGGAGAGAGGCAAACAUGGGCCUGGCGUUAUAGUGGGGCAUUUUUUGAAAAAUCUAUAGGGAAGAAUAUUGAUAUAUUUACACUUUUAUUGAGUAUUUGAGUUGGUAAAUAGUUCUUGUUAAUGUCGCUUGACGAUCGUUUCAAUAAAGUUCUGUUGUUUCUUUUUGUAUC